Messenger RNA from Papaver somniferum (opium poppy), 2371 nucleotides. RefSeq names its product F-box protein SKIP14-like. Gene Ontology annotation, cellular component: cytoplasm. Gene Ontology annotation, molecular function: protein binding. The coding region runs from base 573 to 1913 and encodes 446 amino acids. NCBI's taxonomy places the organism in Eukaryota, Viridiplantae, Streptophyta, Magnoliopsida, Ranunculales, Papaveraceae. The transcript is spliced from 2 exons. The record is from RefSeq and is a predicted model, not a curated record.
CCAAGAUUUUGUCCAUUUUCUUCUUUUCUCUCUCUACUUCCCAUCUCUCUCUAGUUCUUGAAUCUCCUCCUUUGGGUUUUCGAUCGGGUUUUCACGGUCGAAGAGUGUUUUUAAUGAGUAAAUUGUUAAUGAAUUAGGUCGAAUUCUCCUUUACAGGGUUUCGAAUUCUAAUCCAACAAGAAAAAACAAUUCGAUCGCUGUUUUCUUCUUCUUUUUCUUUCUCGAUUAGGGUUUCGUCGAUUCGUGAUAAUAUUUCGAGGGUUUGAUUUGAUUCGUAUAAAGGUUCGCUCUUGAUUCUUUCUUCUUGAAUUUGAUUGUUUUUUUAGGUUAUUAAUGGAAAUUGGUUAGGUUUUUGUUGAUAUUGGUAUCGAUUUGAUUGAUUUUUUGGCUUCUGGUGGUGGUGGGAGUUAAGGGGGAUUGUUAAGUUUUCAAAAACAAGAAACUCAGUGAAAAUUUUGGUGCUUUGUUUUUAAUAUGCUAACCGAAAUCGAGGGUUAUUCUUGUGAUGUUUAAAAUCUAGGGUUUUGAUUUAUUAUUAUAUAGUGUGAGAAAUAUUCUAUAAUCUAUAUAGGAUGACCUUGAAUUUUUCAAGGCGGGUCUUUCCCAGUAAGCCAUUGGAAGAGAAUUCGGGGAUUAAAAUCGGUAAUGGUUACGCUAUGGAUGGAGGAUUUUCAGAGAAGAAUGUGGGAGUAGAUGGGUAUGUACGAGCUCACCACUGUCAUCAUUAUGCUUGGGAUUUUCUUGGGAAUUCUUUUGAUUCUGGAAAAGAUAUAAGGGGUGGUGGGGACAGGGUGAAUUCGCUUGAUCGUGCUGACAUUCUUGAUAUCUUACCUGCAGAUCCUUUUGGCAUGAGUGCAACUUUUACAGCAGCAAUUACCGGAUGGAUCGAAGAUUUUGAAACUUUCGAAACUGAUAGUUUGAGUUUUAUCUGGAAUAGUGCUAUGAAGAUUCAUUCGGAUAAUGAGGGGGGGAUGAUGAAUGAGAGAUUAAACAAUUCAUCUUGUAGAUUUGGGGAGAGAACUGGGGAGGAGUUUUUGAGUUUGGACAAUGGUGAUACUCGGUUUGAUAGCAAUCAUAGAGAAGCUGCUGGGGAGAUUGCUAGUGCUAUGGAUAUAGAUGGAGGAUGUCCUGAGGGUUUACUGUUUGCCCUUAGCUAUCUGAAUUCACAGGAUCUUCUGUCUGUUGAAAGGGUCUGCAAAUUAUUGCGCUCAACUAUUCAGGGUGAUGCUCUUUUGUGGAGGGAUAUUCAUAUUGAUCAGCCAUUGAGUGAGCGGAUUACAGACGAUGGUCUUCUUCAACUAGCUAGCAGGGCUCAAGGAAGCUUGAGAACUCUGAGUCUGGUGAAAUGUUCUAGGAUAACAGAUGAUGGUCUGAAACGUGUGCUUGAAAGCAAUCCAACAUUAAUCAAGCUGAAUGUCCCAGGAUGUACAAAACUAACCGUUGAGGGGAUCGUGAAAAGCUUGAAGACUUUCAAGUCUACUAGUACACCAGGGAUUAAACAGCUAAGAGUUGGUGGACGUUAUGACGUGACACAGAUACACUUCGAAGAGUUGAUGUCCUUGAUAGGUGCGGACGGUUGCAAAGAGAAGUCCAAUGUUCUCAAGCCAAGGUUCUAUGGUCAGUAUUCCCUACCUUGUGAUGAUGAUUGUGCCAUGGAUAUUGAGGCUUGCCCGAAAUGUCAGAUGUUCCGGAUGGUUUACGAUUGUCCAGCAGAGAGCUGCCAAGGUAAAAAGAUGGAAUCUCAGUUAUGCAGGGCAUGUAAGUUUUGCAUUUCACGGUGUUAUCAAUGUGGUCGGUGCAUCAAUGGCAUCGAAUAUGAGGAAACAUUUUGUUUAGAGCCGCUUUGCUCAGGUUGCUGGAAGCAGGUCAUGAACUGCCAAGAGACCAGAUACUGUCUUCGUCUUUUUGGCUAGGGGCAUAUAUCAACAGCUUUAGUUUGGAUAACAAAGCUCAAAUGCAGUCAUGUUUUUUUUUCUGUGCUUCCUAGUCAGCAGGUUAUCGCUUCACGUUUUUGAUAGAUUUCAGCUGUAGAGUGUAGAAGAUUAGUCUUACCUUGGGUAACCACUGGUUACUAAUGGUUUGCUCGGAAGGCAAUUGACUCAACAAAAAUUAUACAAAAAGUAAAAAGAAGAAAACAAAAAUAAAAAAUUGUACAUACAGAAGUAAGCAAAACUUAGGGUGGUGUUGGGGGGAGAGGCAUCACAAUCUGGAUCUCACAAGGAACUGACUUUUUAAUCGUAUUUCAUUUGUUACGACACAAGAAUUCUACUGGAUCAGAUGUUUUGGCAGUGGAGUUUGCAGAUUUUUAACAUCUAGUGAAAUGGAAAAAAAAAAAGGAAAAAGAAGAAAGUUCUUUAUAAUUGAGAUUGAA